AUGGGCGGCACUGUUUUGGAUAAUCCUACUCUUCAUCGACAGUUAGUUGGAGGUCUCGUCUGCUUGACUGUCACAUGCCCAGACAUCGCCUAUCCAGUUCAUGUUCUUAGCCAGUUCUUGUCAGCUCCUCGUACUACUCACUAUGCAGCCGCAUACUCAGAUGCUGAUUGGGCUGGUGAUCCCAUUGAUCGUCAUUCUACUAUUGAUUAUUGUUUGUUUCUUGGUGACUCUCUCAUUUUCUGGCGAGCCAAGAAGCAAACAUUCACUGCUCGCUCAAGCACAAAAGGUGAAUACCGUGAUCUCGCUAACAUGACUGCUGAGGUUGUCUCGAUUCGUUGGCUUCUCGAAGAUUUGGGUGCUCCUCAGUCGUCCCUGACUGAUAUUUUUUGUGACAACCGCAGUGCUAUUCAGAUUGCCCAUAAUGAUGUUUUCAUGAAUGCACCAAACACAUUGAGAUUGAUUGUCACUUUAUUCGGCAACAUCUAUUUAUUGAUGCUGUUCAUCUCAUAG
Molecule: messenger RNA, 510 nt
Organism: Arachis duranensis
Lineage: Eukaryota; Viridiplantae; Streptophyta; Magnoliopsida; Fabales; Fabaceae
Product: secreted RxLR effector protein 161-like
Exons: 2
Coding region: 1-510 (169 amino acids)
Source: RefSeq, a predicted model, not a curated record